This is a messenger RNA of Australozyma saopauloensis, 3129 nucleotides long. It is a transcript of the gene RAD1, whose product is annotated as ssDNA endodeoxyribonuclease. The transcript has a single exon. Lineage: Eukaryota; Fungi; Ascomycota; Pichiomycetes; Serinales; Metschnikowiaceae. The coding region runs from base 1 to 3129 and encodes 1042 amino acids. Gene Ontology annotation, biological process: nucleotide-excision repair involved in interstrand cross-link repair; double-strand break repair via single-strand annealing, removal of nonhomologous ends; double-strand break repair via homologous recombination. Gene Ontology annotation, cellular component: nucleotide-excision repair factor 1 complex. The record is from RefSeq and is a predicted model, not a curated record. Gene Ontology annotation, molecular function: single-stranded DNA endonuclease activity; damaged DNA binding; single-stranded DNA binding.
AUGUCUCUCUUUGUUGAAGAUGAGGACAGCUAUGUAGACCGGAACUCUCCCUCGCCUCCAGCAGAAUUACCGCCCGUAGAGAUUUCGGUAGAGAAAACACAAGCAUACUAUGCGCAGCAGGCGCAAGGAAACGAUGGAAAUAUCCCGGUGGUGCGGUCAAAUGAAGCUGAGACGAUUCCCGUGUACGAGAGCAAAGAGAUUUGUUGCACCUUGCCAUUGCGCUUCUAUCAAGAAAUAACAGAAACAAUGCUCACGCACGACGGUCUACUUGUAUUGGGCCGUGGCUUGGGUUGUGAUAUGGUGACAGUAAAUUUGCUCUACGCUUUGAGCUCACCAUCAGUUUCUUUGCAACACGGCAACAUCACACAGAAAAAACGCAGUUUGGUGAUUUUGCUAAAUGCGAGGGACGACGAAAUAGUUAAGAUGAAGGAGGCAUUAUUAGAGUUACAGUGGAUGAACUCAUCCCAUUUUGGCGAAACCGAUGAGUCUCUGGAAGACGAUUGGGAUUCGCCUUUGCGGGUUGUUAGCAGUGCAGACCUUAACAACACUACGAAGCGGAGACUUGCGUACGAAAAGGGCGGCGCGCUCUCUAUAAGCUCGAGAAUUUUGGUUGUAGACUUGCUUACUGGAAUUAUCUCGCCUCAAGACAUUACAGGCAUUAUUGUUACGCAUUGCGAGCGAGUGAAAGAAACUUCAAAUGAGUCAUUUAUUGUGAACCUUUAUAAAGAUGGUAAUGAUUGGGGGUUCGUGAAAGCAAUUUCAGACGAACCAGAGGCAUUUACUGGCUUCACUCCACUUGCCACCAAACUAAAGGUGUUGCGAUUAUCGAAUGUAUUUCUCUGGCCACGAUUCCAUGUGGAGGUGUCCCAGCUGUUACUUAAAGGCUCUGGAAAGAAGACGAAUAUGGUUACAGAAAUCACGGUGCGCUUGUCAUCCAAAAUGACUAAGAUACAAUCAGCUAUUCUUUCGUGUUUGCAAGCGUGUUUGCUGGAAUUGAGGAGACACAAUCCCUCACUUGAGACAGAAUAUUGGGAUAUGGAGAACAUUCACGAUAAAGACUUCGUUCUAAGAGUUAGACUUUCACUUGAAUCACAGUGGCACCGAAUUUCGUGGACCUCAAAGCAACUUGUCCACGAUAUCGGAACUCUUAAAGACCUUUUGUCUGCACUAUUAACAGAAGACUCCUUGCUGUUCUACCAAAGAGUGCAAGGUAUUGUCGAUGCUAAUAUUAAAAGCUCUGCGAAUGGCGUAGCGACAAGCACCAUGAGCCCGUGGCUUAUGAUGGAUGAAGCAACAACAAUCAUUGCCUUUGCCAAAGAAAGGGCUUUAGGAAAGGUUUCUGUCAAGAAGAGUUCUGAACAAAGGAACGAACUAUUCACAGAUGCUGACGAACAAUCUGAGCUUGUCUACAAUCUCGAAGAGCUACCAAAAUGGGAGCAAUUGGCAAUGGUCAUUGACGACAUUAUGCAUGAGAGAUCUGUUGAAGCGGUCAAGUCAGAGGGACCAAUACUUCUUAUGUGUGCUCUGGAAAAAACUGCACGUCAAUUGUCAGCUGUUCUUGCAGAUUCUCGCAAAAAAGAAAACGUCUCAGGUAAAUGCAUUUACACAAGUCGUAGAUUCAUGGUGAAACAGCUUCGAAAGUACUUGGAAUGGAAGUCUAUUACAACAUUGACGAGGGAGCUAACACUGCAGUUUGCUAAUGAUGCGGCAGAAAACGAGAGCGAGGAGCUGACUGAAAAGUUAAACACUUCAAAAACUUUCACGCGGGGAAAAGAUGGUCCUCAAAGCAAAAGAAGAAGAACCAGAGGAGCUGCAGCAGUCGCUAGUGUAUCUCGGUUGUACUCUGGAAGCUCAUACGAAAAAAAUGCCACUGCUCAAGAUCUUGAAGAUGAUAUAGUGCUUACAGUCGAGAAUCGACUUAAAAAUGAUCUCAAGGCUGAAAGUGGGGACGAGAAUGAAUUAGAUGAAAACCAGAACGAUGACGUGAUGAUUUUUGAUGUUAAGAAGAAAUCUGAUGACUAUCCAAUCGAGCAUAUCGACAAGUUCAACCAGAUUAUAAUUGAAACAUACGAUGACCAUACAAAUGAGUUUCUACUCCAAGAACUAUCUCCUGCCUACAUUAUUAUGUACGAGCCAGACCUCUCAUUCAUUAGAAGAGUUGAGAUUUAUCAAGCAAUUAAUCCAACCUCACCAGCGAAGGCUUUCUUCAUGUACUACGGAACCUCGGUGGAGGAGCAGUCACAUUUAUUGAGAAUAAAGAACGAGAAGCAGUCAUUCACCAGACUUAUCAAAGAAAAAGCAGGACUCGGAAAACUGUUCAGCUCAGAACAUGAGAGUUGGAAGUUUCACUUAAAAAAAUCCCAUGUGGUGAACACUCGUAUUGCUGGCGGUGCUGACUUCAGAACCGAAACUGAUGAGAUGCAAGUCGUGGUUGAUUCAAGAGAGUUUAACUCUUCGCUUCCAAAGUUGUUGUACAGAGUCGGAAUCAAAGUGGUCCCAUGUAUGCUUACCGUUGGUGACUAUAUCCUUUCACCCAAGAUAUGUGUGGAAAGAAAGGCUAUUCCGGAUUUGAUAUCCAGUUUCAAGAGUGGACGGUUGUAUCAACAGUGUGAACAAAUGUUCAGAUACUACGAGCUUCCUACUCUUCUCAUAGAAUUUGAUGAGUCAAAAUCGUUUUCUUUUGAGCCUUUCGCAGAGUUAAGGCCUCCUGGGCUGAAGGCCAAUAUUACUAGUUCGAGAUUGUCCAAACAGGAGAUACAGCUGAAAAUUACCGAGCUACUUGUGUCAUUUCCGAAAUUGAAGGUCCUAUGGUCUUACUCUCCAUAUGAAACAGCUCAAAUAUUUUUGGAGCUCAAGGCAAAUCAACAUGAACCAAACGUGAAUGAUGCCUUGGAAAAAGGUGUCAACCCGAGUAUCGCAACUAGUGAUGGCCCACCUAUGUUCAAUGACGAUGCAAUUGAUGUGUUGCAGACAAUACCUGGAAUUACUAACCUGAACUAUAUUCACAUUGUAAAGAAUGUUCUGAGUCUUUCUGAGUUCGUCAAUUUGUCAAGAGAGCAGCUAAAGGACAUGAUCGGAGAGGAGAAUGCGAACAAGGCUUAUCAUUUCAUCAAUCGCAGGGUUCGAUGA